AUGCUGGAGCCAGUCUACAACCCUAGCCGCCCGAGGCCCUCCCUCGAGAUUGUCUACUCAUACCGGCUGGUCGGCAUUCCAAACAAAAGCCUGGUCACCUUGCGGGUCGAGUUCCCGCCAAAUGGUUCAACCCCUCCACACAGACACGGCGGUGCCUCAGUGGGAGCGUUUGUCCUCAAUGGUAAUCUACUGAACAAAAUGAACGAUGACCCGAUGAAGGUCAUCACUGAGGGCGAGUCUUGGUUUGAGGCGCCGGGAUGCCAUCACCGCAUUAGUGAUAACGCCAGUGAGACUGAACCGGCGACAUUGAUUGCGACUCUGGUGACAGAUACGGAGAAGUUUGAGAAGGAUGGAAUGGCUGCCCUUAUUCAGAUUGACGAGGAAUAUAGUUGA
Molecule: messenger RNA, 393 nt
Organism: Penicillium cataractarum
Lineage: Eukaryota; Fungi; Ascomycota; Eurotiomycetes; Eurotiales; Aspergillaceae
Product: cupin domain-containing protein
Exons: 2
Coding region: 1-393 (130 amino acids)
Source: RefSeq, a predicted model, not a curated record